UUCUCUAUACGCGAUUGUGUUGCCGGGCAGUAGCGGUCACGGCCACAAGCUAUCCGGCCGAUACCGAAGUCCUACAACAACAACUACGCAACUUCCUCUUUUAUCCUCCAUAUUUACUUGCAGCAUACAAUGGCUCCUCGUAAGGGAGGCAAGGAAGGUGGGAAGCAGAAACCCAAGAACGCCAUCAACGAGGUGAUCACCAAGGAAUGCACCAUUAACCUUCACAAACGUAUCUUCGGCAGGAGUUUCAAAAAAAGGGCACCGCGUGCAAUCAAGGAAAUUCGCCAUUUUGCCGAAAAGAUGAUGGGAACUCCAGAUGUGCGUGUGGAUUCUCGUCUUAACAAACACAUCUGGUCCAAAGGAGUCAGGAGUGUUCCCUACCGAGUGCGAGUGCGUCUGGCCAGGAAGCGUAACGAAGAUGAGGACUCCGUUCACAGGCUGUACACCUUAGUCACAUACGUUCCAUGUACAUCUUUCAAAGGAACACACACCCUCAAUGUGGACAAUGAAUAAUGUGUACAGCUAAUUUAAUAAAACAAGAAAAACUAAA
This is a messenger RNA of Dreissena polymorpha, 550 nucleotides long. RefSeq names its product 60S ribosomal protein L31-like. The record is from RefSeq and is a predicted model, not a curated record. Gene Ontology annotation, cellular component: cytosolic large ribosomal subunit; ribosome. Lineage: Eukaryota; Metazoa; Mollusca; Bivalvia; Myida; Dreissenidae. Gene Ontology annotation, biological process: cytoplasmic translation. Gene Ontology annotation, molecular function: structural constituent of ribosome. The coding region runs from base 130 to 513 and encodes 127 amino acids. The transcript has 5 exons.